AUGCAAAACUCUCAAUUUUCUUUUACAUGUUUGCUCUCCAAUAUAAUCCACAAUGUUGAGUUUCCUAUUUUAAUUCUCCUUUUAAAAUGUAUUCUUUUGCCUCUCCAGGACGUCUACAAAAUUGGUGGUAUUGGCACUGUCCCUGUGGGCCGAGUGGAGACUGGUGUUCUUAAACCUGGCAUGGUGGUCACCUUUGCUCCAGUCAAUGUUACAACUGAAGUCAAGUCUGUUGAAAUGCACCAUGAAGCUUUGAGUGAGGCUCUUCCUGGGGACAAUGUGGGCUUCAAUGUCAAGAACGUAUCUGUCAAAGAUGUUCGUCGUGGCAAUGUGGCUGGUGACAGCAAAAAUGACCCACCAAUGGAAGCAGCUGGCUUCACAGCUCAGGUGAUUAUCCUGAACCAUCCAGGCCAAAUUAGUGCUGGAUAUGCACCUGUGCUGGAUUGUCACACAGCUCACAUUGCUUGCAAGUUUGCUGAGCUGAAGGAGAAGAUAGAUCGUCGUUCUGGAAAAAAGCUGGAAGAUGGUCCCAAGUUCUUGAAAUCUGGUGACGCUGCCAUUGUUGAUAUGGUUCCUGGCAAGCCUAUGUGUGUUGAGAGCUUCUCUGACUAUCCUCCUCUGGGCCGUUUUGCUGUUCGUGACAUGAGACAGACGGUUGCUGUGGGUGUCAUCAAAGCAGUAGACAAGAAGGCAGCUGGAGCUGGCAAGGUCACCAAGUCUGCCCAGAAAGCUCAGAAGGCUAAAUGAAUAUUAUCCCCAAUACCUGCCACCCCAGUCUUAAUCAGUGGUGGAAGAACGGUCUCAGAACUGUUUGUGUCAAUUGGCCAUUUAAGUUUAAUAGUAAAAGACUGGUUAAUGAUAACAAUGCAUCGUAAAACCUUCAGAAGGAAAGGAGAA
Messenger RNA from Lutra lutra (Eurasian river otter), 894 nucleotides. RefSeq names its product elongation factor 1-alpha 1-like. The record is from RefSeq and is a predicted model, not a curated record. The transcript has a single exon. Gene Ontology annotation, molecular function: GTP binding. Lineage: Eukaryota; Metazoa; Chordata; Mammalia; Carnivora; Mustelidae. The coding region runs from base 1 to 744 and encodes 247 amino acids.